This is a messenger RNA of Diaporthe amygdali, 1215 nucleotides long. Its product is annotated as cytochrome P450 monooxygenase. NCBI's taxonomy places the organism in Eukaryota, Fungi, Ascomycota, Sordariomycetes, Diaporthales, Diaporthaceae. The transcript has a single exon. Bases 1 to 1215 code for a protein of 404 amino acids. The record is from RefSeq and is a predicted model, not a curated record. Gene Ontology annotation, molecular function: iron ion binding; heme binding; oxidoreductase activity, acting on paired donors, with incorporation or reduction of molecular oxygen.
AUGAAGCGACCAUAUGGACUCAUCAAUGCACCCAAAGAUGACCACGCUCGCCUCCGCCGGGGACUUGCAGCCGUUUUCACCACUUCAGCCCUCAUUCAACAAGAAGUCAUUGUUCAGUCCCACGUGGACGAGCUUAUCCGUGCGUUCUCCAACGCAUGUGACCGGGCUGAGAGUGGUACUGCUGUAGUCGACAUGGGUGCCUGGGGCAACUUCUUCGCUUUCGACUCGAUUGGCUCGUUGACUUUCGGCAAACCGUUUGGAUGCCUUAGGUCUGGCGGUGUGGAAAACUUCUCAUGGGCCAGAUCUCUGCGAGAGAUUGUCACCAUGGGCACAUACGAACAAGCAGCGAGCAGGCUCGUCGGCCUACACUCAGUGCUGCAGCCGUGGAUCGUCUGGCUGCUGGCUGACAAAGGGAUCUACGCGAGUCGCACCCAGACGUAUGGGAGGACCUUCAAAGCCAUCAAUGACAGGCUUGCUCUGGGAGUAAAGGAAGACCACAAGGACUUUGUGUACCACAUCCUCAAGAACAACGAGAAUCGGCAUUUGCUGUCCGAGGCUGAGAUCCAGCUGAACCUUGCCGGCUUCAUCAUAGCAGGGGGCGAAACUGUGGGCCUUACGCUGCUUUUGUGGGCAUAUUGCAUGGGCACACAUCGAGAAGAAUAUUUCAAGCUUCGUGAUCUCAUCCGAGGAAGUUUCACCAAGGCUGAGGAUAUUCGGUGGACAGCUCUCAAAGAUAUGCCAUAUCUCGACGCCGUCAUCCGCGAGACUUUGCGUAUGCCAAUUUUUGGCACGGUCCAGCGCCUCCGAGUUGUUCCACCGGGCGGAAUGCCGAUCGAUGGAAACGAGCUACCUGGAGGCACUGUGGUCGCAGUGGCAGAAUAUGCAGCUAUGCAUUCGCCUGACAACUUCAAGGAUCCAUUUGUGUUCCGCCCAGAGCGUUGGCUCAACACCGAUCCAAAAACUAUGGACAAUCUCGGCCUUUCGAGGCCGUUCUCAUAUGGGCCCAGGGACUGCAUUGGAAAGAAUCUGGCAGGCAUUGAGGUAAGAUUGGCAAUUGCGCAAAUCAUCUGGCACUUUGACCUGGAUAUCGAACCAAUUGACAAUGGUGGACCGAACUGGUCUUGGAACAAGGAGGGCGACUUCAAGCACGUCAGGGCUGUGGCAGGGCCGAUGUUUCAUCCUCUAUGGGUGAAGCUCACAAGGGCUGUCAGGUGA